AUGGCCGGAGGAUUCUUUUUCAUCGGGCCCUUCUUGCUCUUCGCGGCAAUGGUACUCUUUGUCUUUAUCAGCGUCUCAGUGCCGAUAUGGUACAAAGUGCGCUUCCUCAGUGCUGCCGUCAACGCCAACGGUACUCCAUCUCAAUUCUACCUCGGACUAUGGGGCGCUUGUGUAGACAUCACUGGAGGAGCGAGACAAUGCUCGUCAAAGUCGUUCGGCUACAACAUCAACUCUUACCUAACCCAAUUCGGCGUCAAUGGCUCGCUACGAAACAUCUACAGCCACGGACUGACCUAUGGCUUCCUGCUCAAUCCCAUUGCGGGCUUGAUAGCGCUCAUUGCGUUAUUGUUCUCCAUUCCCGCAGGAACAUGCGCAGAACUCAUGGCUAUCUUGUUGACCAUCUUUGCCUUCCUAGUGGCAGCAGCAGCCCUCGUCAUCGAUCUCCUCGUCUUCAUCAAGACGCGCAACCUCAUCAACCGUUCCGCACCGGGCACAGCCUCGCUCGGCAAUGCCAUCUGGCUCACUGUCGCAGCCACAGGCGCACUCUUCCUGGCCAUCUUCUUCGUUUGCCUCGGAUGCUUCAGAGGACGCAGCUCUCGCAAGUAUGCCUACGACGAGAAGGACUACGCUGCCAACUACGAGCCAUCGAGCCAUAUGCAUGACGAUCAAUACGAGGACACCGGCAAUCACGUCGGAGCGUACGAGAGCCAGCCUGCUACAUCCGAAUACGGAGGCGAUCGCUCUGUUGUGGGAACGUCGGGCAGCCAAUACGGAGGUGACGACCGUCUCUCGACCGGAGCGCACCAUCAUCACGGCAAUGGCUCCCUCGCUGCGCCAUUGCACAACCAGAAUGCGCUCUAA
Mixia osmundae IAM 14324 is the source of this 861-nucleotide messenger RNA. RefSeq lists its product as uncharacterized. Gene Ontology annotation, cellular component: plasma membrane; cell division site; growing cell tip. NCBI's taxonomy places the organism in Eukaryota, Fungi, Basidiomycota, Mixiomycetes, Mixiales, Mixiaceae. The transcript is spliced from 5 exons. The coding region runs from base 1 to 861 and encodes 286 amino acids. The record is from RefSeq and is a predicted model, not a curated record.